UUGCGUGAACCCCGCUUAUCAAUACACGACGACCUUGUCAUGGGGUAACUUACUGCUUACCACAACCAUUAUACCUCUAAUCGUCUUUAAAAAUUACCAUAUUUAUUAUUUAUUAUCGGUAUCGCUUUAAACUUGUCUAUUAUGAUUUAGUAUUUACAUUUUACCAUGACAAGUUAAAUAGGUAUGUCAGCAACUCGUGAUACGCAUGUCUAUGACGUAAGUAUUUCUCCAACAGACUGAGUAGUGGUGGAUUCUUCGGCGGCAGCGGCUAUUUGUAGCAGGGGCGGCGGUGGACCAAUGAGAACCGGAGAAAUGCCUACGUCACAGUACAUGGCUGGGCGGAGGGUGGGUGCGCGAUUUGUUUCUAAACCGGUAAUAUUGCUGACAUACCUAUUUAAUUUGUAAUGCAUUUUACGUUCUACAUUCUACCAAAUACUAUAGAUAUACAUAGUAUUUGAUUCUACAAUAUAUUAUUUAAUAUAAAUAUCUCAUAAUAUAUUCAUAUAUAACGUACAUUGAAUUUUUAAUGUUUAUCAACCAUUAAAAUAAGUAAUAACUCCAAAUUCAAAAUACCUAAGUGAAAAAAAAUAAUUUUAGGCGGGUAUUCUGUUACAUACUUUAAUAUAAACAAAAAAAAAAACUAAGGCCUUAGAUCAAAGUUAACCUAUUUAAGAUGUUGUCGAGAAAAAAUAAAGAUACAAGAACUAUUAAAGAAGGAGUGGUUGGAAAAUAUGUUAAAAAAGACAAGCCACCUGAAAUACCAAUUAUAAAUGUAUGGACUACAAAACCUUUCAGAAAAAAUAACCACAGCCGGACUAGUGUUUCAGAAUCCCCAAAUCUGAAUAAUACAAACCAACCAAGUGGUUCAGUUCAAAAAUUUGGUAAUGUGAAAAAUACACCAUCUCCAUCAAUGCUAAUAGGCCAUGAAGGAAAGUAUACUCCUAGUAGUUCUGUUCCUGAUUUAGCUCAAAAAUUUGCCAAUGCUAAUUUAUGGAGUAGUUCACCAGGUAUAGCUGCUGAUCAAUCAAUAAGUGUUAGAAAUUGUAGUAAUAGAUAUAUUUCCAAUGACUGCCACAUUAAUCAUCAAAUGGGAACUCACACUAGUGCCACUUGUUUGCCUUAUCAUUCACACUCAGAUUUAGCAGAGUCUUCUGUUAUUAUACAUGGAUUUAGUGACAAUACAAUUUACUCACCAGCAUUAUCACAAUGUUUCCCAACUAUUCAGAUACAACACAAAAAUGAAAUUAUUAAUACUCAUCAUUCCACUCCUGCUUUACAUAAUAUUGGACAGUCUGUUCCAAUACCUUUACAACCAGCUGGUGGGGAAGAACUCCCCUUACCACCAGGUUGGUCUGUAGACUUAACAUUAAGAGGUCGUAAGUAUUUUAUCGACCACAAUACCAAAACUACUCAUUGGUCACAUCCUUUAGAAAAAGAAGGUCUUCCUACUGGAUGGGAACGUAUUGAAAGCGAUGAGUAUGGAGUAUAUUUUGUUAAUCAUAUUUCUCGACAAGCACAAUAUGAGCAUCCAUGUGCUCCACACUAUAUUUAUCAACCAGAAGUGAGACCUCCAUUGCCACUUCUACCUCCUCCACCGCCAAGAUCUACACAUUUCCAUUCUCAUAAUAUGCUUGUGCCUGCAAAUCCUUACCUAAAUCAAGAAAUCCCUGUAUGGCUUAGUGUUUAUUCUCAUGCAGCACAAACAUCAGACCAUAAACUAAAAUGGGAAAUGUUUAGGUUACCAGAACUUGACUGUUUCAAUGCUAUGUUAACACGAUUAUAUAAACAAGAAUUAGAAGAGAUUGUUAUGCGUUAUGAAGUUUACAGAUCUGCAUUAUUAUAUGAAAUGGAUAGAAGACAUAUGCAAUCGCGAUAUAUUGAUACAAAUGAAUAUAACCGUUAUGGACCAGGGCUACGUAUUAUUGAUGUAACUAAUGAUAAUUUACGAGAAGUUGCACUUUCGCAACAUACAGAAACUAAAGUUUAAUUAUUAAGUAUUAGAAUUUAUUUUUAUAUAUUAUCAUUCAAGGUAUUUUACAUUGUUUUCAAAUACCAUUGCUUAUAAUGAUACUAUGAGUUAUAUUAACAUAUAAUUAAGGCUUUUCUACAAUACUGUGAUAAUUUAUUAAUUAUGUAAUUAUUACUAUUGUGACUAAAAUUAAAGGAUAUGGUUGAAAUAAUACUGCCCAUUAUUUGUAUUAUAAAAAAAUUAAUAGGUUUUAUUGUAUUUACUAUUUCGUUAAAGCAAGUGCUAAUAUAAUUUUUUUUAGAUGUA
Messenger RNA from Metopolophium dirhodum (rose-grain aphid), 2275 nucleotides. It is a transcript of the gene sav, whose product is annotated as scaffold protein salvador. Bases 674 to 1987 code for a protein of 437 amino acids. Gene Ontology annotation, biological process: apoptotic process; regulation of cell population proliferation; hippo signaling. Gene Ontology annotation, molecular function: molecular adaptor activity; protein binding. The transcript has 11 exons. NCBI's taxonomy places the organism in Eukaryota, Metazoa, Arthropoda, Insecta, Hemiptera, Aphididae. The record is from RefSeq and is a predicted model, not a curated record.